Limanda limanda (common dab) is the source of this 4700-nucleotide messenger RNA. RefSeq names its product GRAM domain containing 1A (gene gramd1a). The record is from RefSeq and is a predicted model, not a curated record. Gene Ontology annotation, cellular component: endoplasmic reticulum membrane; endoplasmic reticulum-plasma membrane contact site; plasma membrane. Bases 14 to 2830 code for a protein of 938 amino acids. The transcript is spliced from 19 exons. Gene Ontology annotation, molecular function: sterol transfer activity; sterol binding. NCBI's taxonomy places the organism in Eukaryota, Metazoa, Chordata, Actinopteri, Pleuronectiformes, Pleuronectidae. Gene Ontology annotation, biological process: intracellular sterol transport.
AUCAGUUUUGAAGAUGACUACGUCCUCUCCUGUGGGACCAGAAGGUACCACCCUGGCUCAGCCCAUCCCAGUCCCAACGCUGACUGUCAUGCCACCGUCCUCGGACACAGAGUCCUGGUCGUGCUCACCAAGCCCCAGAGUGUCACGCUUUGGUCGCCACAGUCGAACCCACCGCAGCAGGACCAGAACUAAGAAACGAAACGACGAAGAGCAUGGCUGCAGUCCGAAGCGGGGCAAAACGCCGAAAAUUCUGAUAGAGGACACUUUGGAGAAGGGCACCAAUCGCCACCGAAGCCCCUCGCCCUCGCCCUCUGUGGCCCCUCACAUGGAAGGGGUGGAUCAAGGUCAGCAAAGCACGUCACAGGACCUUCUCCUGCCACCGUCUUGCUCAUGGUCUCGUAGUCCCUCUCCCAGCCGCCGCUCUCGUUGGUCUCUCAGGAGCCUGCUAAGCAGAGAGUCUGACUGGGACAGCUGCAGUACGGCCAGUAACUCUCCACGCAGCACCCCCGGCAGCUCCCCCUCCCUGCGGCGCAGGGUCCUCGGGGGUGGCAGGGCCAGUGAGAGCGAGGGAGGAGGCGAGAAGAGCACAGGUGGAGGAGGUGGAGGUUCGGACAGUCCCCUGCCCUCCAUUCCCUCGGCCUCCUCCCUCACGUCUGCCUACCCGCUUGCUUCUCGCCACUUCAGCCGCAAUGCCAAGAAAAUGCAGAGCUGGUAUAAUGUUCUCAGUCCUACAUACAAACAGCGGAACGAGGAUUUUCGCAAACUCUUUAAGAAACUCCCGGACUCAGAGCGACUUAUAGUGGACUACUCCUGUGCUCUGCAGAAGGACAUUCUGCUUCAGGGCCGCCUUUACCUGUCAGAGAACUGGCUCUGUUUCUACAGUAACAUCUUCCGCUGGGAAACCACUAUCACUAUCCUGCUGAAAGAUGUGACCUCAAUGACCAAGGAGAAGACCGCGAAGCUCAUCCCAAACGCCAUCCAGAUCAGCACUGACAAUGAGAAGCAUUUCUUCACCUCUUUUGGAGCAAGGGAUCGCAGCUUCAUGAUGAUUUUCCGUCUGUGGCAGAACGCACUGUUGGACAAGUCCCUAUCCCCCAAAGAGCUCUGGCACAUCGUACACCAGUGUUACGGCACCGAGCUGGGCCUCACGAGUGAAGACGACGACUACGUCUCCCCCACCGCCGAACACAUGAACGGCCUACUGCCAGGAGACGAGUCUGUGUCGGUCACAGAUCUUCUGGACCUGAGCUCGGUGUCGGUUACCUCCACGGGCAGCUCCCCCCCUGCCCUGAUGCCCUGCGGUCUUGCCAGCUCUUCCUCUGCGACAAACCUCGGGAGCUCCCCUCUCUCUUCCUCCGCCUCCUGUCUGCACGUAGACGUGGCGUCCGCAUCUGCACGCAGACUCAGCUCCGACCUCAGCGAACCCAGCCUAACCAGCUCCCACAGCACGUUGCCAUCCACCACUCCCACCAACGCCUCUGCCUCGGCCCCGGUCUCUGCUGCUGCCUCCUUUAAUCUAGAAGAGGGUGCGGACAGUCUGUCUGAGUUGACCAAUCACAUUCUGCCCCAACCAUCCACCAGUCUGGGAAACCUCUCGUCACUGGACAUCACCAACGAUGAGGAACUGCCCUCUGACCACAGCAACUCCUCUGACACGCAUGAAGAGAGUGAGGUGGAGUCAUUCUGUGCUGACCUGAGCGGACGGCUGCACAUCAACACUGUGGUCCGCAUGAGUGUGGACAAGCUGCACGACCUGCUCUUCUCCGCUGACACACACUUCAUCCAGCACCUCUUCUCUCAGCGACACUUCACUGACCUGGUGCUGGGUGACUGGCAGCAGGACAGCAGCAGUGGGACCACCAGCCGUGUGCUGAGCUACACCGUCGCCCUCAACAACCCCCUCGGCCCCAAAACCGCCCCUGUGGUGGAAACGCAGACAUUGCAUAAGAACAGCGUCCGAGGCGAGUGCUAUGUGGUGGAUUCGGAGGUCAUCACCUCGGGCAUCCCCUACCAGGACUACUUCUACACUGUCCACAGAUUCUGCCUCACCUCCGUCAGCAAGCACAAGAGCCGGUUCAGAGUUUCCACAGACAUCUGCUACCGGAAGCAGCCGUGGAGCCUGGUGAAAGCCCUGAUUGAAAAGAACACCUGGAGCGGCACUGAGGAGUACUACAGACACAUGGAAAGUGAGGUGUGCAAGCUGGAGACGCUUCUGCAGUCUGAGGUUUCCGUGGUGACCGCAAGCGACGCAGCGGGUGGCGAUGUCAUCAAGACCCCGCCGGGCCUGCGCCGGCGUAAGCGCACCUGCUUGCGGCGGCCGGGCGAGAGGGAGCGAGAGAGGGACGGGGGAGGAUCGGGCACCGGAGAACGAGGGGACAGAGGAAUGGGAGAGGAGAGGGAGAGGAGAGAAGCCGGUUCUCAGUAUAUGAAGCUGGGUGAAUGUUCGCGUGGUGGAGGUCAGAGCAGUAUAUCCACCAUCCUGCUCAUCGUCAGCUUCAUUCUGGUGGUGCUGGUGGCUCUCAACAUGCUGCUGUUCUACAAGCUGUACGCUCUGGAAAGAGCGGCUCAUACACUGGAGACGUGGCACUCCUACUCUGUUGCUGACAGUCCGCUGCCGCAGACGGCUGGAGAGUGGGCCCAGGUCCUGCAGGUCCAGAGGCAGUUCCACCAGGCCCAGCUCAGCAAGUGGCAGCAGAUCCUGCAGUCGUCCGUCACCCUUCUCGACCAGAUGAAACAGUCUUUAGAAAAACUCCACCGGGGUAUCGUGGUCCCCGAGGAGCAUCAGGAGCCCCCGACCGACACGCUCACCGAGUCCCUGACUGAGGCCUGAGCCCUACCUCUUCUCCGACGGCCCCUCCCCUGGCGGACCCUCUCCCCCUCUUUCCCACAUUUCCAAAUCGCAAAAAACCAGGUGUGGGACAAGCGGGGGAGGAACUACCUUACCAACAAUUCUCUUCGCCUGACUGACUUGAAACGGCAGCGUUUGCCCCCACAGCCUCAACCAGUAACAGCUUCAGUGGACUCAGUCGAAGGAGGGAAGGUUUUCAGGACCACAGCAAUAAGUCAUCUGUCCGACACGUGUGGAAGCAGGCCACUGGCUGGGCUGACUCCGACCGUCCACCCGCUCCUCCAGGAUCACAGACCCCGUCGUUUCAGAAUGACUUGAACUCAGACCUCGUCCCCGAUUCCACGACUAUCACAGACUCCAGUUUCUCUCUUCUGACCUGCAACAGUUCAUCGAUUCCGGUGGGGGAAGCAUCAGCGACGCUGCGAAGUGGGAGCUCUGCCUCCUAGUCCUGGGAUCAGUCUGAUGCCUUUUCCUCUGGUGCAUGGCUGCUGACAACGACAAAAAGAGGAGGGGAACACCACCUGCUGUGUGGACACGAGGAGCAAACGGGAGGAGGAGGAGGAGAGAGGGAGCGCUGACAGGAGCAGGACGCCCCCCCCUCCCGACGUCAGGGCUGCACCUCCCAGGUCAGAGGUCAGAGGUCGUCUGCGAACGGGGACGAGGACCAUAUCGACACUUUAGUUUUCACCCAGAUUUUUUUAGAUGUAGAUCGCACAUCUGGGGUUGAAUCCCAAACACACUCCCCCUCUUCCUGCUCCUGUCGGGGUUUUAUCGUUUUUGAAAAUCAACGUGUUGGCUCAUUUGUGAGGCCCGUUACAGUAUUUAUUAUUAUUCUUAUUAUUACCAAUGACUUUUGAUCUGAAGUCCUGUCCUGCUCUAAGAAGUCACAUGGUGGGUGUCUUGUGCUCUGAUUUGCUGUUACAGUGCGGACCAAGAGGAACUGAACACGAUUACUGGUCACAGCAAUAAUGACAAUAGUGAUUCUAGUACUUUUUGAAUGUUUCAAAACAAAGUAGUAUAUAAUUAUUAUGAUGAUGAUGAUGAUGAUAAUGAUGAUGAUGAUGAUGAAGUGUGCGUGAAUGUGUGUAGAGGCAGUGAACAUCCACGAAAAGAAGAUUUUGAGGUCACAGAUGUGUGUGAGUGCGAGUCCUCAAUGUUACAUCCUCCGAUGUUCAGUUCCCGUAUUAGGUUUUCUUCAUGUGUGUAUAUAUAUAUAUAUAUAUAUAUAUAUAUAUAUAUAUAUAUAAUUUAGUUUUCUUCUUCUUGUUUUUUUUGAGAUUCCUCUUUCAGGGUUUGGUCGUGAGCCAGACCUCAACAGUUGAGUAUUUACUGUAGACUUGAUCAGGUAGAAACUUCAAAUCAUCAGACCAGUCAGUUACGUGUUUGUCCAACUGGGUCGCACAUUUCAAAAGGAGAGAACCAACAUGGACUCGCAUCGGCCCAGGUGAAGAAAAAAGGGAAUCUGAUUUGCAGUAUUGUUUCUUUUUUAUGUGCGCGUGUGUUUGUCUGUUAGAUUCAUUUCCCUCGUCCUCUCUUUUUAUUCAACCCCUCUUUGUAUUCUACCUUUCAUCCUGUCGCCUUUAGUUGUUUUUCUUUUUCCCACCCGUCUUCUCCCUCCUCACUCGUCUGUGCUCCCUCGUUUUUCUCCACCUCAUCACUUCAACCCCUCUCUUCCUCUCCCUUUCCUCUGAGUGCUCACUCUACAACCCCCCCCCACCACCACCACCCCUCCUUCACGCACUCAUUCGCUCUCUCCCUCUUUCUCUGUGUCACUGGAAAAAAGUGGCUACGGAAGCAUGUGGGCCCUGCUGUGCACGGCCAUCCGCGGAUAACAAAAGGAUGUACUAUUUAU